This is a messenger RNA of Funneliformis mosseae, 984 nucleotides long. Lineage: Eukaryota; Fungi; Glomeromycota; Glomeromycetes; Glomerales; Glomeraceae. The record is from the annotation of a GenBank genome assembly.
AUGGAGGAAUACGAUCAUUUAUUAUUAAAUCAAACGACCGAAGAUGAUAAUAAAUUAUAUUUCACAUAUCAACAACAGGGUUAUUUAGGUAUUCAAGCUUCAACGUUAAAUGGAACGCUUCACAUUCGUUACCCGACAAAUUUACCUUUGAUAGCCAAAAAAAUCGAUAUCAUAUUCAGCGGAAAAUCUUACGUUCAAUGGAACGAAGGUACCAUCAUUAAUUACGCCGAAAAGAAGCACUUUGAAUACUCUUGUCGUGUAUAUGACGGGGAUGAUGAGUUGGGAUUAAGUUAUUUGGAUUUACCAUUCGAAUUUAAGAUACCGGAGAAUGCUCACUCUAGUAUUUUACCGGUCACGUCAAAACUUACCAAUCAUCUAGGAAAGGCAAAGAUUUAUUAUUCUAUCAAGGCGGUCAUCACAAAAGAAAGACGGAGUGAACUAUUUUUAAAAUUCAAGAAAUCAAAUAAGGAGGUGGAGAUCAAAUGUCCGAUAACGAGAUUUAUUCGACAACGAGAAAUCGAAAAGCAAGAAUCCAUUACGUUAACCAAAAAGGUGAAUAGUGGGGAUUAUUCCAUCACGUUCAACAAGGUAACUUUCAAUCAAUACGAUAUCAUCAAGUUAUCUCUCAAUAUCAAGAAUAUUAGUCGUAAAGUGAUCAGGAAUGUGAACAAGGCGAAGAUUCAAAUUAACUUUAAUGAGUAUUGUAAAUUAAAGGUGGGAUACAAGUCUCACUUGGUGGAGAAAAGGUUACUUCAUAGCGUCAUGAAUGAGAAUUUGGAUCAAACGUAUAAAGGUUUCGGUUUUGAUAUCGAAUUAUUUAAAGAAUAUAAUUUAUAUUUGAGUGAAAGUAAGGUUUGUUGUAGCGUGAAGACCGAUUUGAUUAACGUUUGGCACGUGGUUGAGAUCAUUGUAUUCUUGAAUGGCAAGAAACGAGUCAAAUUUGAGAAAAUCAUUAACAUCGUUAAUGCCAUUGAUGAAAUUUAG